Messenger RNA from Sphaeramia orbicularis (orbiculate cardinalfish), 1115 nucleotides. Its product is annotated as guanylyl cyclase-activating protein 2-like. Gene Ontology annotation, molecular function: calcium sensitive guanylate cyclase activator activity; calcium ion binding. The coding region runs from base 349 to 921 and encodes 190 amino acids. Gene Ontology annotation, biological process: visual perception. NCBI's taxonomy places the organism in Eukaryota, Metazoa, Chordata, Actinopteri, Kurtiformes, Apogonidae. Gene Ontology annotation, cellular component: photoreceptor inner segment; cone photoreceptor outer segment. The record is from RefSeq and is a predicted model, not a curated record. The transcript has 4 exons.
AAACAGCUAAAUAACUUGUGCGGUUACAUGUAAAUACUGUAUGUUGGUGCAUUGUAGAAACUGAUUUGGUCUUUAUUUGACAGCUCCUCAGCGUGGAUUUAUUGGACGUUCAUAUACAUAAAUGUAUUGGAAAAAAUUACAUCUUCAGGACGGAUUAGGAGAAGAUCACUGGAAAGUCAAUUGGAUUUGUGCAAUAGGUGAACUUGAAAUAGCCCACAAUGGACAACUGCUGCUGGCAAAGCCAAUGACUCAAGGGUGCUGCACAGUGAUCGACAUGUAUGAGAAAUUCUAGUUUAAACAGUUGUGUUUUAAACGAUCUUUAACUAAAAAAAAAAAAAAAAACUAACUAUGGGUCAAACGCAGAGUGAGACUGAUAGCGAAGUGACUCUUCAGAACAUUCAGGAACUUUACCGCAAAUUUGCCAGUGAAUGUCCAAGUGGAAAUCUGCAUUUACAUGAAUUCAAGAAAAUCUUCGGGAUUAACAGCCAAUCUACAGAAGAAGAAGGAGCAUAUAUGGAGUGUGUUUUCCGGUCCUUUGACACAAACAAGGAUGGAAACAUAGACUUCUUGGAAUAUGUGGCAGCAGUACACCUUGUUCUUCGAGGAAAGCUGACGGAUAAACUGAAGUGGUCUUUUAAGGUUUAUGACAGAGAUGGAAAUGGCUGUUUGGACAGAGGAGAAGUGAAGCACAUAGUCAAAAUUAUUUACAAGAUAAAGAACCACAAUAAACCAGGUGUGACAGUGAAUAUCGAGGACAUCUGUGAUCGAAUAUUUGAACUGGUGGACAAGAAUAAAGACAGUCAAAUUUCUUUAGAGGAAUUCAUUGAAGGGGCUGAAAGGGACCCUUGGGUGAUGGAACAGCUCAAACUGGACAUUGGACCCUGUGAAUGGUUCAAUUUACAGCAGGAGAAGAAACCCUGACUUGAAGUGUACAGCUUAUGUGUAAUAUGUAAUGACUAGAGACUAUGGGAUGGAAACUCUGCCUUUGGCCAUCAUCAGCCCCUGUGUUUACACACUGUAACUCACUCAUCCCAAUUUCAGGGUUUGUGAUACAUCAAACACAGGCUGCAUAUGGGAUAAGGUUGCUGUCAAAAUAUUUCUGUGCAUAGGAUAGA